CAAAAUAAAUGGCAUAGAGUUUCCGGCGGUGUCAUUGCCGCGAAGUAUGAAGUAAAUAAUGGUUGCAUUCCUUAUUAGGAAGAAUUGCAGAGUAUUUUUUAGUAAGUUAGGCCUGCUUUAAAGCUUAAAAUUUGGCUUCUGAAUCCGUAUAGUGUCACCACGGAAUUGUUUUUUCUAGCAAAAAGGUGGGAGUAUUUGUGAAUACCCCGAAGCGGAAAUCAUAUAGGGCAUCUAACCGAGAUGGGGUCCUUACUGUCCCGGUGGAAGACCAAGCCUUCUACAGUAGACAUUUUGGAAAACUUAGAAAAGGACAUACAGCACCUGGAAGAAUUCAGGGUUAAGAAUCAGAGAGUGCUGAAGCUAUGGGUGGGGCGACUUCUGCUGUACUCAUCCGUCCUCUACCUUCUUACAUGUAUAUCCGUCUACUUGUGGUGUCUCCCUGAACAAUGGACAGAGCGACUCAUAUUGGCUUUGCCAUUUUUCUUAUUUCCGAUACUAGUCUGGUUUACCAGGAAGUUGUUAAUUAUUCUUUUUUCUAAGAGGACUGAACGAAAUAAUGAAAAGUUAGAUGAGCUCAGAUCCAAGAAAAAGAAAAUACUCGAAGAGGUGAUGGAGACUGAAACGUAUAAAAAUGCCAAAUUGAUCCUGGAGAGAUUUGAUCCGGACUCGAAGAAAACUGCUGAGCUUGAAUCCAAUCCGACUGGUUCACAGGCAACACCAAGACCAGGACAAGAACUUCGUCAACGCAAUGUGACCCCAAAACCACCUGUUAUGGGGACCCCCAUUGGCUCCGCUGCUCAGCCCCCGACUGUCCUACCAGCCACCCCCUCUGGCCCACCCCUACGCUCAGCCCCAGGUGGACCCCCUGAGAGAGGCCUGGCAACCGCUUCUGCUCAGCAGACCCCACUAAGAAGGCCUGUGCCCCCUGGGAUCAUCAUGGGAAUGGGCAUGCACCCCCCAGGCCCCCCCCUUGCCAGGCCCAUCCUCCCACGGGAACGGGGUACUAUGGACCGCAUCAUUGAGUACAUGGUUGGUGACGGCCCUCAGAACAGAUAUGCUCUCAUAUGUCAGCAGUGCUUUUCCCACAAUGGCAUGGCAUUAAAAGAAGAAUAUGAGUACAUUGCCUUCCGCUGCGCUUACUGUUACGUCCUGAACCCUGCGAGAAAGACCCGGCCCCAAGCACCCCGGCUCCCGGAGUUCAGCUUCGAGCGGAGCUCGCACCCGGAAAUGGCCGCCCUGGCAUCGUCUGUCCCAGAGCCCUCUGCCGAGUCCCCCGAUCCAGCUGAAAAGGAGCCGGACGCUUCUGCCGCUGAACCAGGAAGCCCGCAGGCAGUGGUUGCCCAGGAGGACUCUGUGGCAGAAGGACCCGGAACACCAGAAUUGGAAAGUGCCCCCGUCUGAAAAGUCUGAAGAGGAGCAAGACGUCUCACAGAUGGAGGUUGAAUAAAAUCCUUGUGUCUCCCGUGCAGAAAUGAAUUUGGUCACGAUGUCCGUUGGAAUGGGUUUUUAGAUGCGUACGUUUACUUGUUGCUGGUUAGAGCUUGACAUGCAGCUGGACAGCUGAAUGUAAAAUGAAGUGGUAGCUGUAUGAUUUUGGUUAAAGGCUGCUUCCGGUACAGCAAAACAUCGGCAGUCGUUUCUUUUUCCGUUCGCCGUUUAUUUAUUUUCCCAAAGCCGCACUUGUGUAAAUAACUUCUGCCAGGUAUUACAUUGAUAUUGCUUUUGGAGUAGUAUUAGAAUGUAGCUUAUUUUCUUUUGGAAAAGGAGCUUAUUUGCCAUUUUUUUUUUUUUUUUUUAAAGGGGGAAAAAAACGCAGAAUUUUUUUUUUAUAGUAGUUUACAUAAUUUUAUGCAAAUGCAUAAAACUGUCAGGUGCACAAGUGUUUUUCUCGCAGGCGUUUAAAUGGUGUAAUAGUGCCUUUAAGUAUUGUAAGGGUUUUGGGAUCUCGGUACAGUGAGGCAGUCCUCAUGUUUACACAGUAAUGUACAGCGAUGCUUAUAGUCAGGCCCUCUCAUUUAUUCCUGCGACUAAAACCUACUACACAACCACAAAACUAAUAGCAUGUGUGCCAAGGUGUGUUGAAUCUACCCCCCGCGCCCCCCCCACCUCAAACCCUCUAAAUUUAAAUAAAAUGUUGUUUUCAA
Molecule: messenger RNA, 2144 nt
Organism: Brienomyrus brachyistius
Lineage: Eukaryota; Metazoa; Chordata; Actinopteri; Osteoglossiformes; Mormyridae
Gene: lnpka
Product: limb and neural patterns a
Exons: 13
Coding region: 241-1401 (386 amino acids)
Biological process (GO): endoplasmic reticulum tubular network organization
Cellular component (GO): endoplasmic reticulum tubular network
Source: RefSeq, a predicted model, not a curated record